Molecule: messenger RNA, 648 nt
Organism: Coccidioides posadasii C735 delta SOWgp
Lineage: Eukaryota; Fungi; Ascomycota; Eurotiomycetes; Onygenales; Onygenaceae
Biological process (GO): rRNA processing
Cellular component (GO): small-subunit processome; nucleolus
Source: RefSeq, a predicted model, not a curated record
AUGGUGUCUGCGGGUUCGCGGACCCAAGGGCGUCAUGGUGAGAGAGAUGCCACGCAGUCUACGCUGAGUCUGGAGACAGUAAAGUUACUGAAGACGCAGGAUGCGGGUUACCUGCGGGUUGUGGGUGAAAAAGUGCGAAGGCAGAUGGAGCAGGUGGAGAAGGAGGUUAGAUUACAAAAUGGAGUGAAAGCAGCCCUGGGCAAGGGUAAACCCGGGGAUGGGCUAGAUGAUGAGGAUGAGGAUGAGGAUGGGGCCAUUGGUGGGAUUACUGCGAAAAAAACUGGGCGGAAGGUCGUUUUUGUAAAUUCUGUCGACGAGCAGAAGAAUUUGGUCGACGGGAUCAACGAAGACGAUGGGGACCAAAGUGAGGAUGAGACCGUGCAAAAGGAUCAGGCGACUGCGCAAAGAAAAUCCAAGAAGCAGCUCGAAGCGGAAGCACGGAUGCGACGGGAAAUUCAAGCUGCUAAAAAGCUGAAAAAGCGAGCCGCUGAAUCAAGAUUGAGAAAGCUUGAAGCGUUGAAGAAGCAGUACCAGGAUAUUGUGGCUGCAGAGCAGGAGCUGGAUCUGCAACGAGCAAAGAUGGAAAAUUCAGUCGGUGGUGUGAACAAGUACGGCGUCAAAUGGAAGGUCAGAGAGCGCAAAAGAUAA